AAUAUUUUGUUGAAAAUGGUCUGCUAACGAAUCCAGCUCAUGUUAUUGAUUUGUCAGCACAGGAAUUGUCCCGAAUUUACAUUAGAAAUUGUCAAUUUUCGUCAAUAUGACUAACAUUUAUUUUAUGGUAAAACAAAUAUUUAAGGUUUUUGGUGUUGCAAUAUUGUUUGGAGCCUUGUACAUUAUAUAUGAUUUAAUCCGACAACGGCGGACGUCAACGCACACAAUCAAAUCUGCGUUAUAUCAGUAUAUUGGGUUUAAUGUAUUUAAUCUGAUAGGGAUAAAAAUGAAAAAAAAGCUGGAGCAAGAAACAAAAAAAUGUAAAGAAGUUCAGGAAAAAAUUCUGUUUGAAAGAAUUUCUCGAGACAAAGACACAGUGUAUGGGAAGAUGCAUAAUUUUGCAAGCAUUAAAUCAGUUUUGGAAUUCAAAGUACAACAUCCGCUUGUAAGGUACGAUAAGGUUAAGCCAUACGUGAAUCGUAUCAUGGAAGGUGAGGAGAACAUUCUCAUCGCUGAGCGUCCGUCGAUUCUUGCUAUCACAUCGGGAACAUCGGGUAGACCAACGAUAAUUCCAAUGAUUAAAAAACAAUCGAGUAUGUUCCUACUCGAGGGAGUAACUAUCUGUAUGAAUAGAAUGUUUGAUGCGUACCCACACAGCAAGCAGCUGCAGAAAAGUUUGAAGAUAUUCUACACACCAAAGGCGCGUACGUCACCAGCAGGAAUACCAGUAGGUCCAAACUCCUCCUCACCAAAGAACUCUGGUGGAAUGCUGGAGAUGUACACGACCCCUCUUCCUGCCUAUGACAUCAUGAAAGAGGAGGAACUACUUUACAUUCAUCUACUUUUUGCGCUCUGUGAUCGCAACCUUGGAACCAUCGAAGCGAACUUUGCCUCUUUAAUUCAUUCAGUUUUCGUGGCCAUGGAACUCCAAUGGCAACAGUUAACUAAAGAUAUACAAACCGGUCGAAUUAAUCCCAGCCUGGAUAUCCCAGAUUCCAUCCGGGAAAGCGUUCAGAAACACCUUAAACCUGAUCCAGAUCGAGCAGAUGAAUUGCGUUCCCAGUUCUCUCAAGGGUUCAAAGGUGUAGCUAAACGAUUGUGGCCGCAUUUGAACGUCAUCCUAGCUACCGAUACGGGAGCCUUCGACUUGUACGGUAGGAAGCUAAAAGCAUACUAUACAUAUGGUAUUCCUAUCUAUUCUCCACUGUACGCUGCCUCCGAGGGUCUCAUUGGUAUCAAUAUGUGGCCUCAGGAUGAAGACCGAUACUACAUGCUGGUUCCAAACAGCAUGUUCUAUGAGUUUAUACCAAUUCAAGACAGCGGACAGACCCAGCCAGAAACACUACUCAUUGAUGAAGUCGAGGAAGGUUCUACCUAUGAGCUGGUCAUAACCAACAUCAGCGGUUUGUAUCGUUAUCGUUUCGGGGAUGUUGUCAAAGUCAUUCGAUUUCAUAACCAGUGUCCCGUGGUCGAGUUUAUAUGCAGGCAGGGCCAGUUGUUGAAUGUACGAGGGGAGAAGACUUAUGAGGACUUGUUAUACAAUGUAUUGCUGAACACAGUCAAUUCAUGGCCGAGUACGCAGCUUGUCGACUACACAACAAUGGAGAGCGUAAUGCUGGAGGGCAAAGUGGAAAGAAAGUCGCCCUUCUACGUGCUCUUUCUUGAGCUGUCAACAAAUUGUGAAAUCUCGGAAGCGAAGAAGAAAAUGUUGGAUGAGAACCUGUGCGAGAAAUCAUUUGUUUACAACUCUUUCCGCGAAAAAGGGAGCAUCAGUCAAAUGCAAGUGCACGUUGUUAAGUCUGGCUCGUUCCGACGACUGAAAGCGUACCUGCUCGCCAACACUUCAGUUAGCGCCAACCAAUUCAAAGUCCCCAGAGUUCUUAGAAAUGAGGAGGCCGUUGCAUUUAUGAUGGAACAAAUAAUUUGAUUGUUUUCUUUCAGUAUUUUGCGGGGGUCUAUGAUUUUGAAAUAAUUUUUUUUCAGAAAAAUGAUUUCUUAUUCAUUAUUUUACUAAAAUGAUGUUAACAUUUUAUGACCGUGUAACAAUACUUUUGUAACAAAGGAAACUAUGGAAAAGCUGAGACUAAACAGGGUUUGAAAUUAAAUUCACACAAUUUUAUAAAGAAAUAUAUAUUUGUAUAUUACAAAAUAAGAUUAUUAAACACUUGUAAUUGCUAAAAGCCAUGAAUCUUUAAUAUUCAUAUUAUAUUGUUUUAAUAUGUAAAUGUAUAAUAUUAUAUGCUAAUUAUUGAUUGAUGCAAUACAGUACAUAAUGAAGAUUGUUUAAUUUAUUAUUAAACACUUGUAAUUGCUAAAGUCAUCAAUUUUUAAUAUUCAUAUUAUGUACAGUAGUUUUAAUAUGUAAAUGUAUAAUAUUAUAUGGUAAUUAUUGAUUGAUGCAAUACAGUACAAUUAGUGUAUGGAAAGUUCUGACCUACACGUAUCACCUAGUUUCCCAUUUACUUGACGGAAACUGACAUUUUUAUUGUCUACAAAAUUGGUUGAAAAAAUCGUAGAGGUAAGAUAAAGACCAAAGACACUCUUAAACUUUUCUUGAACAAUAUUUUUUAUGAGUGUAGUAAAAUUUCUAUACAAGGUGUAGAUGGUAGUAAUUAAUAGAAGUGUAUACUAGAGCUAUGAAAGGUACUAUAGAAAAAUGGAUCUUUCAGAAUUUAAACUGUAAGUUAUUUGUUCCUAUAUUUUACUAUAUCUUUAACAGGGUAUUUUAUUCUCCGUAUAUAUUCAUUCAGUACUACAAAUUUAAAUUCUUCCUAUCGAAGUCAGUUAA
Messenger RNA from Anneissia japonica, 2788 nucleotides. Its product is annotated as GH3 domain-containing protein-like. The record is from RefSeq and is a predicted model, not a curated record. The transcript is spliced from 7 exons. Gene Ontology annotation, cellular component: cytoplasm. Lineage: Eukaryota; Metazoa; Echinodermata; Crinoidea; Comatulida; Comatulidae. Bases 107 to 1927 code for a protein of 606 amino acids. Gene Ontology annotation, molecular function: acid-amino acid ligase activity.